UGAUCAAGAUGGAGUCUGUCCUUGUGCUUUUGCGGAGCUGGAUUUGUGUGACUCUGGAGGAUUCUCGAAAGAGAUGUUAACGUUAUGAAACCUCCUGUCCCCGCGGCGUGACGCCGAGCAGCCAUGCCAUCUCCUCUGGUCCUGCUGAACUAGUAUGACAUGUCUCUAGCAAUCAGGAAGAAAAGUUGGGAAGAGCAUGUGACCCAGUGGAUGGGAUUGGCCCUGGAGUCUGUGGAGUAUAAUACAGCAUGUCGUCACGGACUCGUAGCUGAUAACUUGCAGACAAGUAUGGAAAAAGAUGAGGUUCUGAGUGUGGACCGAAAAGAAAAAUGCUCUUCAUUUCCAGAUUGCUGUCAGAGCGGAGAGCUGACUGGCCUYCCUGCCAAGCAGCUUGGAAACGUUUCCAAAGAGGUGGAUGAAAAUGAUAACCAUGAAGAUGAGGAGCAUUUUUUGGAGGCCAGCACAGAAACUCUCGUCCAUGUUUCUGAUGAUGAUGAUGACUAUUCUGCACUCCACCUGGAUAGUGUUAAUUACCACAUCACUACUGUUGGAAUGAAAACAAAAGGUGAAGAAGAGGAUUUAAAAGGAGCUGGCUCCUUAACAAAUCUGGUACCAAUAAUGGAGGCUAACAAGGAACCUGAUGCAUCUGGAAUAAUUGGAGAUAUUAAUGAGGAACCUGGCUAUGACCCUGUUCCUAAAGAAGAGAUGGAAGAAGAAAAUAUUUGUGGCAGCAUUGACCAAAGCCUGGAGCUUUGUAAAUAUGAAGGCUUAAAUGAAGUAAUAGAUGUGCAGGAAAAUUCUCCAAAUGUGAAGGAAAUUAUUAUGCCUGGGAAACAGCUGCUUCAUACUGCUGUAAUUGCACAACAGCGUAGGAAAUCUGAUGCUUUUAAGGAAGGUCUUGGAAAACCCGAGUGUGAUGUGGUACAGAGUAAUAUAUCUUCUGAAUCAUGUACCAACAGUGAUAGACAACCAUGCUCGACAGGGGAAUCCAGCGACUGCCUUAUGCAGCCUUCUCCUUGUGCUCACAUCCUAACAGUGGAAAAUGGUCUGCAGGAAAGUGGUUUUACAAAACCUCAAGUGGCCCCUGAGAACAAAUGCCUCUCAAGUAUCAGUCCAGGAGAAGAUGUUCAGGGUUUACAUCUAGGAAAUCAUUUGACCGCACAGGAAUGUUCAGACAGUCAAGUGAAACUGCGCAGAAGAAAGGAGGUGAGAGAAGAUCGGGAUCGGUCACGCCUGGACUCCAUGGUGCUGUUAAUUAUGAAACUGGACCAGCUCGAUCAGGAUAUUGAAAACGCUCUCAGUGCCAGCUCUUCCCCAUCCAGCACCCCAACCUACAAGCGGAGGCAUAUACCUGAUGUUGAAUCUGGUUCUGAAAGUGGAGUGGAUGUUGCUUCAGUAAAUCACUCGCAAACAAGCUUGUCUCCUAAUAUUCAUGCUCCUGACCUAGGAUCUUCCUGUUCAGUUGCCAGUGCUGGAGCUAAACCAAAAGCUGGGGUGGGGUUGCCUGUGCCCUCUUCUGAUCUAUAAAGUGAGAGCUGAUGUGCUCUGUGGCUUCAGCUGUUCUACUUCAGCCRUCUCUCUGCCUGCUCACAGGGAAACUUGAUUUGAAGGAGAAAAUAAUCCUCAGCUCUAAGUGCUGUGUAUCUGUAGCCCUGCUGUUUAUCUAGUCUGCCUAGCUGAAGACUACUAGGUGCUUGCCUGGAAUCCUGUGUAGCCGUAGAAAAGAAGUGCCUCUGUCCUUCUGGUCGUUUAAUGUUGGGCACUAUUAGCACGAAAGUUUGGAAAGGGUCUCCUUGAAGCCAGAAUAGAUAUCAGGGAUAAUUCUGUACAGAUGAUUUCUUUAUAGAGAUCAU
Molecule: messenger RNA, 1853 nt
Organism: Nothoprocta perdicaria
Lineage: Eukaryota; Metazoa; Chordata; Aves; Tinamiformes; Tinamidae
Product: rho GTPase-activating protein 7-like
Exons: 5
Coding region: 160-1527 (455 amino acids)
Source: RefSeq, a predicted model, not a curated record